Messenger RNA from Miscanthus lutarioriparius, 690 nucleotides. The record is from the annotation of a GenBank genome assembly. NCBI's taxonomy places the organism in Eukaryota, Viridiplantae, Streptophyta, Magnoliopsida, Poales, Poaceae.
AUGGAGAAGAAGCUGCUGCUGCCGCUGGCGGUGGCGCACAAGCACGCGCACGGAGGCGGCGGCGGGGCGGAGCGGAUGUGGGCGCGGCCGUGGCGGUGGGCCAAGACCGCCUUCUUCCUCGCGGCCAUGCUGGCGUCGCUCCUGCUCGUCUGCGCGCCGCCGCUGCUCGUCGUGCUCCUCGACCUCGCGCUCCCGCCGGCGCUCCUGUCCGCGACCCUCCGCGCCGGCGGAGGCGGCGGCGCCGGCGACGGGUCGUUCGCGCCGGCGGUCGUGGCCCAGGCGCGGGCGUUCGACUUCCGCUCCUCGCUCGUCGACCUGCCCGCCGUCUCCGCGGCGCGCGCGCUGCUCAUCCUCUGCGCGUACGUGGUGUGCGGCGGAGGCGGCGCGUACCUAGGGGUGGUGGUGGCGUGCGUGGCCGGGUCCGUGUCCUACGUGCUCGCCAAGGCCGCCGCCGUGCUGCCGCGCCGCGCCGCGCCGCAGGCGGGUGCGGGUGGUGACGCUCGCGCCGCCGGCCCGGAGGCCAUGCUCCUGCUCUCCCUGGCGCUCGCCGCCGCGCACCUCGCCGCGGCGUACCGGACCAGCUGCCGCGAGCGCCGGCGAAUGCUCGUGUACAGGAUCGACGUCGAAGGCGCCGUGAGGUUAAAAGGAGGCCAUCAAACACCCAAAGGGCUGAAGCAGUGUAGCGUGUGA